Molecule: messenger RNA, 620 nt
Organism: Olea europaea var. sylvestris
Lineage: Eukaryota; Viridiplantae; Streptophyta; Magnoliopsida; Lamiales; Oleaceae
Product: anther-specific protein BCP1-like
Exons: 1
Coding region: 71-385 (104 amino acids)
Source: RefSeq, a predicted model, not a curated record
CACUGUUUCGCAAUCUAUACUUACAAGAUACAUAUAUAUAACAAACAGAAAAAAGAAAAAACCAGCAAAAAUGGCACGCGAAAUCAUUGUCCUUGCCCUCGUCUUCUUCGCCAUUGUCGGGAUGGCUUCAGCUGCAGGAGACCACAAGGAAGCACACGCCGCCGGGGCUGAGGCGCCAAAGACUUCAGCUGCUGGAGGAGACGGUGUCAUUGGCACUAUUACUGGUGGCCACAGUACCGACGCAGCACCUGUUGGCGGACCUGUUCCGGCUGGAAGUUUCCACAACCUUGCUCCUGGACCAUCAUCCAAGAGCACCAGACUUGAAGUCACCACAGUCGCCGGAGCUUUUGCUGCCGCCGCCGUUGCUGGUUCUUUCUUCUUCUAAAUUAAUUGAGUGGUCACCUUUUGCCUGAUUGCCUCCAUGCAUGGGGUUUUAGGAUAAUCACCAAAUCUGCAAUAAAUUGGAGCUCAAAUGCUCAAUCAAUUGGUAUAGAAUCUGUAGAUUCCUCUUUUGUUUUUAUAGAAAUUUUUUUGUAGCUCACAAAUUAGUGAGUUCUUCGAUCAGACAAAUGAAUAAAUUGAAAAGAAAAGGUACUUAGUACUUACCAUGUUUUCUUCCU